This is a messenger RNA of Gloeophyllum trabeum ATCC 11539, 2792 nucleotides long. RefSeq lists its product as uncharacterized. NCBI's taxonomy places the organism in Eukaryota, Fungi, Basidiomycota, Agaricomycetes, Gloeophyllales, Gloeophyllaceae. The transcript has 8 exons. Gene Ontology annotation, cellular component: Set1C/COMPASS complex. Gene Ontology annotation, biological process: positive regulation of DNA-templated transcription. The record is from RefSeq and is a predicted model, not a curated record. The coding region runs from base 98 to 2575 and encodes 825 amino acids.
CUCGUUGCUGGCUCUCUUUUCCUCCCAAAUAUUGCGAAACCCUUUCUACUUUAUUCAUCGACCAAGCCACACAACCUUUGUUCGUCCACGCACGGGAAUGAGCGUCCUUUCUCAGGAGGGCACCACGUUGUCUAUCUCAACCAGCGCGGAUCCGAAUGUCUCUGAUACGACCAUCGCUGGCUUUUCCACGCAGUCCAGCGACUCUCUAGCUGGGCAUAGUCCUGAGAUGCUGACCCCAACAUUGCGUACAGUGGACUUGGACUCCAGCGAGCAGAAUGUCGCCGGUUCCAGCACGGGCGGCCUGCUCCCACCCUUCGGGUUCAACGUAUACAAGCAGUCUACGCACCUGCCAACGCCUCAGAGCCCCGGACAUAUGCACCUCCCCAACGGCGGCCGUGCGUCGCCGGAGUCACCUAUCCUGAACAGAUCCCACCACCAAGCACCUCUAGUUGCGCCCGUUCCAUUAUCACGGCGUCCCCCGCAUCCUGUAUUCGAUGGCAGCAAGUCCCGUAUGCAACAGAUUGUCACCCCCGACUCGAGCCCGCCAGCCCCUCAAAUCCCCCGACCUUCCUCACCUCCGAACAUACGAAUGGACCAGAUUCCAACGCCUGAGCCGCUACACCUAUCCAGAUCAGAAGGCAGCUCCACACCUCUCGCGCCCGCCGCAAUCAUCUCCUCCCCACGUUCCGCUCAUUCCGGCGAGACCGCCGGCCAGUCGCAACUGUCCUCGCCCUUUAUGGAGAAGCUGUCCAUCGCAAGCCGAUCACAACGUUCUGUCUCACCUCCCGCGUUUUCGUUGGACCCGGAUGACGUCUUCACCGCGCGUCCUGUGGGCCGCGAGUCUUCUGCGAGGGCAGAGUCCGAGCGUCUGCAAGCUCUGCGAAUGGAGUACCUGCGUGGCGAGGCUACCCAGGAUUCUGAAGCCGUAUUGGAAGCUCGGCGGCCACCGUAUCUCAAGCGUAUGGAACGAACAUCUUCAAGCGAUAUCUUGCAACUUGGAGAACAGAGUGGCGCGCCACAUGCAGGGCUGGGCAUCGCGGACAGCCCGACUAAAGGCAGGCGGAUCCAGCUGUUCCAGGAAACGUCUGAAGAGAGCUUCGAGGAGAGCCUGAUGGCUGGGGGGUACCCCAAGUACGGGAGCGGUCCCGGAUACGACGUCCUACGGACGCCGGGCAAAGACCGCUCGUCGCCCCUCAGCGAACACACGCUCGCGUGGCUGCAGCAUUCGACACCAGAUCAGCCCGGUCCUUCUAGGAUCCCCGAGACGCCCGCGGACGAGCGAGAGGCGAAGAAGCGAAAGAGGCUGGCUGCGUUCCAGACGUACGAGUCCCUGACGAAUCUGCGGAGGAAGCUCAUGCCGGUGUAUCUGGAGGGCAAGGGCCGGGUGCUGCUGGACGUGUCCCCAGAGGACGGCCUGGCGGACGACGACACGCCGCGGAAGCGCAAGAAGAACCGGCGGCGGCAGGCGACUGGUGCGCAUCCUACCGAGUCUCCUGGGGGGAAGCGGAGCACUCGGGCGGCCCCUGCACCGAUAGUAGGGCCGAACUGGCCCGACCUGCAGUUCCCGUGGUCGGUGCGGCUCCGGGAGCGCGUGCUGGCGAACCAGGCGGAGGAGGAGGAGCGGCUGCGGCGCAUAGCGGAGUUCCUGGAGCGCGACUCGGGCGACGAGGAGAGCGGGUCGGACGAGGAGCCGUCGGCGUGGGGGCAGGUGGAGGACGGGCCGCCGAAGCGCGCACGCAUGGGCCGGGGGAAGAUGGUGCCCCUGCACGCGAAUCCGGGCGGGGGUCGGCUGGUCAAGGGGAGCGUGUACUUACCUAGCGGGCCUGCGGACGCACGGGCGGCGUUGCUCUCGAAGAAGGCGGCGCGAAGGCUGCGGUACCGCCUCGACCAUCCAGAAACCGAGGCGGAGCGAGAAGAGGACGACGACGACAGCACCAUAUCGUGCGUGUGUCACGGGCGAAACGACGGCGAGGAGGCGGUCCAGUGCGACCGGUGCGACCGCUGGUACCACCUAAGCUGCGUCGGGCUGCACAGCGUCGACGACCUCGGGUCGGCGGACGCGGCGUGGUACUGCCCAAAGUGCGAGCGGACGCCCUCGCCGGAGCUGAUCCCGUCGUCGGAGCCGACCCUGGUGCCCUCGGAGGAACGGGCAGCGCCGCGCACGCCGCGUGACCCGCUGUUCUACGACGCGUCGGUGCAAGAGUCGCCGCUCGCGGAGGCGUUCAGCUUCCGCGUGCCGCCGUCGAGCGCGUGGGGCAGCAGCCCGGGGAAGGACCCGGCGACGCCGUUCUCGCGCGCCACGCGGAAUAUGUUCGCGACGCCGAACUUUCUUUCGAGCUCGCCGCUGAAGGAGAGGGAGAGGGAGGUGUUCGACCCGGCGGUGACGCCGAGCCGCGGAGAUGGGCGGUAUGCGCUGUUCCAGACGCCCGGGCGCGGGUUUGGGCUUGGUGGAAGGGCGCUGACGUUCUCGGGCGGAGAUGGGUGGGGGACGCCGGUGCGCGCGAGUGUGCUCGCUGCGCAGGACGAGUCGCCGGUGAGGAGGAGCUCGGGCGGGAGGGGCGAGCUGGAGCGGUGAGGUCAGUCUCCGGCGUGGUUGAGCUUGGGAUUUGGAUUGAACUGCGCGCGACUUGACUUGCAGGUCUGCAGCCCUGAUCAGCCUGCGAUUCACGAUAACUUCGUUCACGUACUAAUUUACUUACUCGUAUGCCCGCGCCGAUAGGCGGAUGUUGCUUUAGUAGAGCCUGUGUGUAGUAUUAUGUCUCUUCGCCGCCGCGUUACCCCCUGCCUACCUG